Daktulosphaira vitifoliae (grape phylloxera) is the source of this 1875-nucleotide messenger RNA. RefSeq lists its product as uncharacterized. Lineage: Eukaryota; Metazoa; Arthropoda; Insecta; Hemiptera; Phylloxeridae. The transcript has 2 exons. The record is from RefSeq and is a predicted model, not a curated record. Bases 117 to 1730 code for a protein of 537 amino acids.
UAAUUAUAUACUGCUAUCUACAAUAUAUAAAUACGAUUAAUGUUACAUACAAUUAAUUUAAUUAUUUGAAAAGUUUUACUCAUUAAUCGAAUUUUAAUUUCAUUUUAUUAAGAAUAAUGAAUUUAUUUGUAAUUUUCUCAAUAUUUAUUAUACUACAUCUUAUAUCUGAUUCAAGUUGUAACGAUGAGCCAUCUGAAGACGAGUUAAAGAUUGUUAUAGGUACUAGAGGAUGGAGAUCAAUGAAGGGCACAAAUUUCUAUAAGAAUUCUUAUGAAAAGACAAACCAUAAUGUUAUAAACCUAGCAUUUCUAGAAUGGCAAAGUUAUGAUUCGAUGUACCAAUGCAGUGGUAUAAUUUUAAAUUCAAUUUAUGUCUGUCUUAUCGAACAACUCUAUAAAAAGUAUUCAAAUGCAGCAAAUCGCUAUAUGAAAUUUCAUGACAACACUGAUAAAAACAACUCCUUACAAAAAUUAUGGAGAAGUAUAACUAUGAUGGAUUGUUUUGUAACCCAUUUGAUAAAUGGCCUUAAAUUUUUUAAUAUUGAGGAUAAAGCUGUGCUUGAAAAUCUUAUACAAUUCAAAACAUUUAUUAAAAAAAACACUAUACAAGGAACGUAUAGUGAAGAUUCGAUUAAUGUUAAGUUUAUCAAAAUAAUCAACGUCGUAACAUUUGAUAAUAAUCUUCAGAAUUUUAAAGAAAAACACGUUGAUCAAAGACGUAUAGAAUAUUCUAUCUUAUAUUUUAUUAAUUCCUUAUGUGGAGUUGAUGACCAAAUAAUAAAUGAUAAUGAAUUUAUUAAUCCUGAUCAGAAUGAUAUAAAAAUCAAAAUUGAAUAUAGUAUAAAGAUGUUUUAUUUUGAUUUUGGAUUUAGAUAUAAUCUGUUUAAUCAGGCCAAUCUUGAAGAACUCAAUGAAGAAUUAUACCUAAUUUCUAAUUCAAUUUGUAAAAGUAAGCCAACUGAAAAGGAAUUAAAGUUAGUUAUAAAUGUGUCAGGAUGGACAUCAAUAAACACACGUUUGUAUGAUAAUUAUGAUGAAAAGUUAAAAAAUAAUAGUAUUUGGUUAGCGUUUGUACACACGGGAAGUUAUGAUUCGAUGUACAAAAGUGGUGGUGUAAUUUUAAAUUCAAUUUAUGUAUGUCUUAUUGAACAACUUUAUAAAAAGUAUUCAAAUGCAGCAAAUUACUAUAUGAAAUUGCAUAAUAACACUGAUAAAAACAAAUGGUUACAAAAAUUAUGGAAAAGUAUAAUUAUGAUAGAUUGUUUGGUAACCCAUUUGAUAAAUGGCCUUAAGUUUUUUAAUUUUAAGGAAAUAGCUGUGCUUGAAAAUCUUAUAAAAUUCAAAACAUUUAUUAAAGAAAACACAAUAAAAGGACCGUAUAAUGAAUAUUCGAUUGAUGAUAAAUUUACCGAAAUAAUCAACGUCGUAACAUUUGAUAAUAAUCUUCAGAAUUUUAAAGAAAAACACGUUGAACAAAGACGUAUAGAAUAUUUUAUCUUAUAUUUUAUUAAUUCCUUAUGUGGAGUUGAUGACAAAAUAAUAAAAGAUGAUGAAUUUAUUGAUCCCGAUCAGAAUGAUAUAAAAAAAAUAAUUGAGUAUGGUAUCCAGGUUUUUUAUUUCAAUUUUGGUUUUGAUUAUGAUUUUUUUAAUCAGCACUUUGAACCUGAAGAUAUUAUUGACAUGACAACUGGGGAGUUACGUAUUUGGGAUUAUAUGUGUAUUAAUUUUUAAUAAGUACUAAUAAUUUGUGUAAAAUUUAUUAGAUUAAUUAUUCAAAUUUAAUAAAAUAAUGUGUUAUUAAAAUAAAAUGAUGUCAUUAAUUAAUAAAAAUAUUAUGUUUUUUUCUUUAAAUAAUAAUUUUUUCCUUGUAAAAUAA